Molecule: messenger RNA, 1873 nt
Organism: Melospiza georgiana
Lineage: Eukaryota; Metazoa; Chordata; Aves; Passeriformes; Passerellidae
Gene: GATA6
Product: GATA binding protein 6
Exons: 6
Coding region: 1-1554 (517 amino acids)
Biological process (GO): positive regulation of transcription by RNA polymerase II; epithelial cell differentiation; cell fate commitment
Cellular component (GO): nucleus
Molecular function (GO): RNA polymerase II cis-regulatory region sequence-specific DNA binding; DNA-binding transcription factor activity, RNA polymerase II-specific; zinc ion binding
Source: RefSeq, a predicted model, not a curated record
AUGGCCGUGGCUGAAGGCGGCUGGUGCGCGGUGAAGCGGUGCGCUGCUGCGGACGCCGGCGGUUCCUCCUGUCCCUUCGCGACCAGGGAGCCGCGCCCGUCUCCUCCUUCGCCUUCCUCCUCCUGCGGCUCCCAGGGCGAAAGCGGAUCCUGCAGCACUCCUCGGCCGGAGACCGACGGCAGCCACCGGCCGCCCCCCGCCGCCGCCGCCGAGGGCAGGUCGCUGCUCGCCCCCUACGUGCACUUCGGGACCCCGCACCCCUCCGGCCGUGCCGGCUGGGAGGACAUCCUGCUCUUCGCGGACUUAGACCAAACCAGCAAGCUGAUCUGGUCCAGCCGCGGCCCCAAGCUGAGCGCCCUCGGCGCCGAGCAGCCCGAGGAGAUGUACCAGACCCUCGCCAUCUCGGCCGCCCAGGGCCCCACGCCGUACGACGGAUCUCCGGGCGGCUUCAUGCACUCCACGCCCAGCUCGCCCGUCUACGUGCCCACCACCCGCGUGGGCUCCAUGCUGCCCACGCUGCCCUACCUGCAGGGCAGCGGGGCGGCCCAGCCCAGCCACCCGGGCGGCGGCCACGCCGUCUGGUCCCAGCCGGCCGCGGAGAGCCCCUCGUACAGCAGCGGCGGCGGCUCCCACCCCUCGGGCCGCUUCCCCUACUCGCCGAGCCCGCCGGUGGCCAACGGGGCCUCCCGGGAGCCCGGCGCCUACAGCAACAGCCUGGGCGCCAGGGACCAGUACAGCCCGCUGGCCCGGCCGCUCAAUGGCUCCUACCCGGGCCCCUACACGUCCUACGUGGGGCCGCAGCUCGCCCCUGCCUGGCCCACGGCGCCCUUCGAGAACUCCAUGCUGCACUGCCUCCAGGGCCGGGCCGCCCCCAUCCCCGUGCGGGCACCCAGCGCAGAGCUGCUGGAGGACCUGUCCGAGAGCCGCGAGUGCGUCAACUGCGGCUCCAUCCAGACCCCGCUGUGGAGGAGGGACGGCACCGGCAACUACCUGUGCAACGCCUGCGGGCUCUACACCAAGAUGAACGGCCUCAGCCGGCCCCUCAUCAAGCCCCAAAAGAGAGUGCCUUCGUCGCGGCGGAUGGGGCUGUCCUGUGCCAACUGCCACACCACCACCACCACGCUGUGGCGCAGGAACGCCGAGGGCGAGCCCGUCUGCAACGCCUGCGGCCUCUACAUGAAGCUCCAUGGGGUUCCUCGGCCUCUUGCUAUGAAAAAAGAAGGAAUUCAGACAAGGAAACGAAAACCUAAGAAUAUAAAUAAAUCAAAGGCAUGCUCUGGUAACAGUACUACUGCAGUUCCCAUGACUCCGACAUCCACGUCCUCCACCAACUCAGACGACUGCAGCAAAACGGCUUCUCCCGGCGCACAGCCUGCAGCCUCCGGGGCGAGCUCGUCCGUGAUGUCUGGCCCCGGAGAGAGCACCAGCCCCGAGAGCAGCAACCUCAAGUAUUCAGGUCAAGAUGGGCUGUACACAGGAGUCAGCCUGAGCUCCACGGCCGAGGUGACAGCGUCUGUGAGGCAGGAUCCCUGGUGUGCCCUGGCUCUGGCGUGACCUGGCGCGAGGGAAGCUGGAUCCUGGCAGCCCCCAGACAUCUGCGCGCAGUUUCCUCUGUGGAGCGAGCGGUCGCAGCGGCAGUGAGAGUGCUGGCAAAGACCAUUCCUCUGAAACAGUUUUUGAGCCUUGGUGGCAGAGGUGGUUUUCUACUUCCGAAAGAGGCUUUGCCAAAGCAUCCAGUUCCUCAACUAUGCAAGAAAAAUGUAGGGAAAGCAAAUGACCACCGGGGAUAGCUAAUGCAGCCUUACACUCUUAAAAAGCUCUUCAAAGCCCCCCUCAAAAAAACUUAAAAAAAAAAAAAAAGGAAAAGAAAAAA